AUGCUCGAGUUCGGCUCAACCAUUUUCUCCUCCAGUGUUCCACCUCGCGCCACAUGGUCAGCUGAGCCUCGGCUCUCCACACGUGUAGUGGACUACGUGGCGUGUACGGUAGCUGACGUGGGCCAUCGCGCCGCCGCCUCCACCUGGCGACGCCCUCGCGACUGGCUUCCUGACGAUGCUGCCCAGGACGUCCCCUUUUCUACCCUCUUCAACUGCUGCGCCUCACUCGGCGCCGUCCGGCCCGGCCGGGAAUUGCACGGCUACAUGAUAAGACGUACCGGAGGGAAUGCUCGCACCUGCUGCUCGGAGAGCUCCCUCGUGAGUUUCUACGCGAAGUGUGGGUUUACGUCGCAAGCACGGAAGGUGUUCGAUCAAAUGCCUGAAAGAGAUAUUGUUGCCUGGGCUGUGAUGCUGAAGGCCUAUGCUGACGGAGGGCACUACCGGAGCGAAAUGAUGCACCUAUUUGUAGAGAUGCUGUGCGAAGCCAUCGCACCGAAUUCCCACACCCUCAGUUUAAUGCUGAGCAAUGCUACGCCUGAUCUGGGUGAACAGCUCCAUGCAUCUGCAGUGAAGUGGGCAUUGGAUUCUGAUGCUUUUGUUGGGAGCUCCUUGGUCGAUUUCUAUUCUAGAAAUGGGAGCCUGGGUCUCGCCCAGCUGCUGUUCGACAGAAUUCCUCAGACAGAUGUAGUCUGCUAUAACUGUUUGAUAUCAAAGUAUGGAGGAGCUGGGAUAACAGAGGGCCUCAUAUCUUUGUACUCCGAAAUGUGCUCGAAGGAAUUGAUGCCGAAUCAAUCUACAUUUGUUGGACUGCUUGGCGGAUGCGCACAUUCUGGUUUGAUUGGCCUGUCAAAGCAGUUUCAUGCUCAAGCAAUCGUGCAGGGAUUCGGUUUCGAUGAGGUUGUCCAAGUGAUCCUCGUUGAUAUGUACGCAAAGUGUGGCGACAUUGAAUCUUGUCGCAUUGCCUUCGAUAUGUCUACCGUUAAAUAG
Zingiber officinale is the source of this 987-nucleotide messenger RNA. RefSeq names its product putative pentatricopeptide repeat-containing protein At3g13770, mitochondrial. The record is from RefSeq and is a predicted model, not a curated record. The coding region runs from base 1 to 987 and encodes 328 amino acids. Lineage: Eukaryota; Viridiplantae; Streptophyta; Magnoliopsida; Zingiberales; Zingiberaceae. Gene Ontology annotation, biological process: RNA modification. Gene Ontology annotation, molecular function: protein binding; RNA binding. The transcript has a single exon.